Messenger RNA from Balaenoptera ricei (Rice's whale), 540 nucleotides. RefSeq names its product chromosome 7 C2orf80 homolog (gene C7H2orf80). Lineage: Eukaryota; Metazoa; Chordata; Mammalia; Artiodactyla; Balaenopteridae. The coding region runs from base 1 to 540 and encodes 179 amino acids. The transcript is spliced from 7 exons. The record is from RefSeq and is a predicted model, not a curated record.
AUGGAAAGAAGACUACUAAAGAAGGAAAUGAAAAAACUCCUGGGAGAUUAUAUUGGCAUCAGACUUCGGGAAAAUGAAUUUGACCCAAAAGGAAGAAGGCAACUCACGUUUCUAGAUGAUAUGGCACACUAUGACUUGGCCAUCAGUGUUGCUUUGCAGUGGCUGGAUCACUCAGAAGACUUAACUUGGCUGGAGUGGAAGAAAGUGAAAAUGCCAUUUCGGGGUAGACCCAUAUAUCCAAACCACAGAGAACGAGAAGCAAUGAUUUUAUCAUCUUAUGCUGGAAUCUUAAUGAACAGUAUCCCAAUUGAGGAAGUCUUUAAAAUUUAUGGGGCUGAUUCUUCUACCAAUUCUGGUGCUACCAAGGUUCCCAGAGCUCCACCCUUCCACCUCUCCUUGCACCCUUUUGCCAUGUUAACAGCACCCAAAGCAGCAGAAUAUGCCCGCAAACAGAGUGUCAAGUUAAGAAGGGGAGCAACGAAUCAAAAUGCCACCAGCAGCUCUACAAAGGAAGCAAAUGUCACAGAAUGGAAACCAUAA